AGCCACUCUGUCCUUCCCUACUGCUCUCUUCUUGACGUUAUCAGAGGACUGGGACUCGCGAGAGAGGACUCAAGGACCUCUAGGACCUAUUAACUUGACAGCCCCGCCCCUCUGUUCAAGCCAGCCAAACUCGGAGAACUCAGAGUCAUCCUCGAGAGUAAAGAAAGCUCUUAAGAGUUUUUUUUUUUUUUAACCUAUUUUAAAUGUCAGUCCAAUAUCCACGGGAGCGAGCGACAGCAGGUGAGAAACCUGGAAAUGAGCCUGAAGAGGUGAGGCUGCAGAAUGCCAGCAAACAGAUUGUGCAGAAUGCAAUCCUGCAAGCCGUGCGGCAAGUCUCCCAGGAGAGUCAGCACAGGGAAGAGCGAAUCAGCGACAGCCGGGGCCACAUCCAGCUGGGUGUUGGGGAGUUAACCAAGAAGCACGAAAAGAAGUAACAUGGUGCAUUUAGCUCUUGACGUGUGCUCAGUUUCUAGCCUUCCUCUUAGUAUAGGACGCAUCACCAAAAUGUUGCCAAUUAAGUAAACCGAAGUGUCAUUGGCACCUAGAUGUAGAAUGAAUCUGCACUAGCCCCCGGCUGAAAAGCACUGUUUUGAAAAAGUGCAUUAGAUGAUUCUGUUCCUAUUUAUGCAGUGCCUCUGAAACAUAGUGGGGCCAAAUAUGACACUGUAAUUGCAAAAAUAGUUUCGCAGGCCAAUGGAUUUUUAAAGUUCUUGUAUUUGAAAAAAAGAAUUCUAGAUCUCAUUUAUUCACUUCUGCCUUUUAUGUGUUCCUUCUGUGAAUUUAACAAGCUGUCUUUUUGCUUAAAUACUGAGUACAUUACCGAGUUCUUUAUAUUAAAAAGGCAUUCUGGAAAGGUGAGGGAAUGGAGUUUUAGUUACUUUUGAAUGUGAAAUUGAAGGCUUUUAUAAAGUGGAUUCAGGUCUAAGAUCAAGUCAAGCAAAGGCAAAUUCUAAGACUGAGUCCCUUGGGAUCAUACCAAGGCCUAUGUUAAUAUUUAUGUUAUUUUAAGAAAGGGAGGAAUUUAGGCUUUUCAAUAGCUCAGUCUUUUAGUCUCAAUUCUCUGAAUAGUUUAAUAAUUGGUGUUUCGGCUCUGUGUAGAAAUCUUUUGGGAAUAUGGAUUUCUUUUCUCAUCUUAAGAUUCGAUAAAAUAAGACAAGUGAGUCUACAUGUGUGAGUUGUCAAUAACUCAAUUCCUUAGAAACUUCAUGGAGAAUGCCUAGAAUUGUGUAUUUCUUCAACAGCUGCCUAUCUUUGAGAGACUUAUACUUGGGGCUGACUAUGGGGUGCAGCAUCCUUGGAAGGGAUUCUGAGGCCUUACAAAUGCUGUUUUGCCACCUGACUAUGUGUUUGCAUUAGGACCAUACUAACUUUUACCAUCCACAAAUUAAAAUUAUUUUUUUGAGAUUAUGAAAAUCAUUCAGAUCAGGAAUACAUGAGAAUACAGUGGGCACAGUAAGGCAACAGUGUUGUGAAUGCAGUGACAGAGAUCUGUGUGUACAUUUGUAAUAAAGGCAUCUGUGCAGCAACAGGAUCAAUCCCUGCUCCACUUCUUGAGGAUAAUGUUUAUAUUUCUGGAGUAUCUAGAGUCCCGUUUCCUGGGCUUCACAAAAGUUAUUGAAUUGGUACUCUUGGGGACAGAGAAAGAAUUUGACCGUGGUUAAAAACCUUCUGGUUUCAGAGUAUCAAUAUCUACAUUUGAUUUCUUUUGAAAGCAAAGUAUUAGGGCAUAAAGUGUGACUGAUAUUAAAAUAUAAUUCUAAAAUUCCAAUACACUACAGUUUCAAGAAUAAAUAUUUGGAUAAUCGAUAAUGAAUAAAAAAAUGUCUUCUCGGCUUUGUUAUGCUAUCUCCCAAAGUGCACAGGUGGAAUAAAUUCACAGGGAACAUGGAUGGAGAAGGAAGUAGAAGAGCUUACAAUUUAAAGAUUGUUUACUCAUAAGUAUUUCUUUUAGCAGAAUUCGUGCCAAGUGAAGAAUGAGUUUAAGUUGACCAAAAGUCAUGUAACUGAUGUGAUAUAAUUACACAGCAUAGUGAGAAUGAAGGUAUUCAGGGAAAUUAUUCAGGAGUGCCACACAAAAAAAAUACCCACAAUAAAUCUAAUGCGUGUAGUUUGCAAGUGAUCUAGUACUAUGUCUACUCAGAUGUCUGGAUAUAACCGGCCUUUGUUUUUGCUGUCGUGGUGACAGAAAAAUGCAAACAUGCUAUUUUUCCUCUCUGGUGUGUCUGUGCUAACAAAUUGGAAAUUUUUGGAACAUCUUAGUGACCUCUGUAUCUAAAUGUUAUUUAUAAAUAAAACAUAUACAGCUUUGAAAUAUUUUAAGCAAAGUUUUCUAGACUCUGCUGUUUGGCUCAUUUUGUACAUGAAUCUUACCAUUAUUUGGCACCAUGAGAUUUCCAAGGCUGUUUUCAAACCCCUAGAUACCAUGACCAGGGGAAGUGUUUCUUUAAUGGGCCCUUCUCUGUUACUGUGUGAGGACAGCCAUGGGAUGGUGGGUCCUGAGGCUUGAAGGGAAAAGGAAGUGUACUAAGAAGUGCCCUUUUGAUCUCGAGAAUUAAAGGUAAGUGGCUGCCAUGUUCUUUGAGAUGGAAAAUCAACAGCAAGGAGAAAAUAUAUGGCUGAGUUGUUGGGAGGACACAAGAAAGUUCAGCAACCCCCAUUCUCAAUAGGUAGGUGCCAUGUUGGCAAAAUUCUAGGAAAGCUCAGUCAUAAAAAUAAAUGAUUUAAAGAUCUAUAAACUCUUACAGAUCUUUGAGUAUGAAGAAGAAGUUACUAGAUUUUACAAGGGGGCUAUAGAACUUCGUUUGAUACAGGAUUAAGGUGGAUUUCCACUUGCUUAUUGUCAUAAACCAGAUCACAGCUUUUAGUUUCCGAAAUGAGUGGGAACGUUUACUUAGUGAAUUUUAUUUUUCUGAUUUACAACAUACACAGGAUUCCCAUCUCUGUGUGUUUAGCUGUUGUCUUUUGCGUUGCCUGCCCCUAGGGUGGAACUAAAGAAAGAAAUCCUUUCAUGUUACUUUGCUUUGCUGUAAUCAUCUGUUCAGUGCAAACAUUGUUGUAAACUGAU
Messenger RNA from Saimiri boliviensis boliviensis (Bolivian squirrel monkey), 3064 nucleotides. It is a transcript of the gene AKAIN1, whose product is annotated as A-kinase anchor inhibitor 1. NCBI's taxonomy places the organism in Eukaryota, Metazoa, Chordata, Mammalia, Primates, Cebidae. The record is from RefSeq and is a predicted model, not a curated record.